Molecule: messenger RNA, 4324 nt
Organism: Nannospalax galili (Upper Galilee mountains blind mole rat)
Lineage: Eukaryota; Metazoa; Chordata; Mammalia; Rodentia; Spalacidae
Gene: Trpc5
Product: transient receptor potential cation channel subfamily C member 5
Exons: 11
Coding region: 424-3348 (974 amino acids)
Biological process (GO): regulation of cytosolic calcium ion concentration; calcium ion transmembrane transport; manganese ion transport
Cellular component (GO): cation channel complex; membrane
Molecular function (GO): protein binding; store-operated calcium channel activity; inositol 1,4,5 trisphosphate binding
Source: RefSeq, a predicted model, not a curated record
CUGCGUGGCGGGAGUGCCUGCGUUUGAGGGGCUCAGGUUGGGUCAGAGAGCCGGGAGACUCGAGAAUAGAGCAGGAACACUAGCAGAAAGAAGAGUUUCAGGUGCUGGCCAAGAGAAAAGGUGAGGAGGUCUGGCCAGUCACAGACAAGUUUGACAAUAACUGCAGAGCAAAGAGGGAAGCCCAGAUAGGAGUCAGUCCUUGCGCCCCUCUCAGCACCCAGACCUGGUCCUCUGUGCUCAACCACCAAGUACUCGGCAGUCUCCAGGCCUGGGACUGUCCCAGGCGGCUGCUCUUUGCGCGCCGUGGAGAAGCCAAGCGAGUCCAAUUAGGUUGCCUGCCGCACCACGCGCCCUGAUCCGGGGACUCCAGACAACACAAAUCUGAAGAAACCACUCGGCUGGCUUUCUAAAUUGCUAUGAAUUAUGGCCCAGCUGUACUACAAGAAGGUAAAUUACUCACCGUACAGAGACCGCAUCCCCCUGCAAAUCGUGAGGGCUGAGACGGAGCUCUCUGCUGAAGAGAAGGCUUUCCUCAAUGCUGUGGAGAAGGGAGACUAUGCCACUGUGAAGCAGGCACUGCAGGAGGCAGAGAUCUACUACAAUGUCAACAUAAACUGCAUGGAUCCUUUGGGUAGGAGUGCCCUACUCAUUGCCAUUGAGAAUGAGAACUUGGAAAUCAUGGAGCUAUUGCUGAACCACAGUGUGUAUGUGGGCGAUGCAUUACUCUACGCCAUCCGCAAGGAAGUAGUAGGUGCUGUGGAGCUUCUGCUCAGCUACAGGAAACCCAGUGGAGAGAAGCAGGUUCCCACUCUAAUGAUGGACACCCAGUUCUCUGAGUUCACACCAGACAUCACUCCCAUCAUGUUGGCUGCACACACCAACAACUAUGAAAUCAUCAAAUUGCUUGUUCAAAAACGAGUCACUAUCCCACGGCCCCACCAAAUCCGCUGCAACUGUGUGGAGUGUGUGUCAAGUUCAGAAGUAGAUAGCCUGCGUCACUCCCGCUCCCGACUGAACAUCUACAAGGCUCUAGCAAGCCCCUCACUCAUUGCCUUAUCAAGUGAGGACCCUAUCCUCACUGCCUUCCGUCUGGGCUGGGAGCUGAAAGAGCUAAGCAAGGUGGAAAAUGAGUUCAAAGCUGAGUAUGAGGAGCUCUCCCAGCAGUGUAAGCUCUUUGCCAAGGACCUGCUAGACCAAGCUCGGAGCUCCCGGGAACUGGAGAUCAUCCUCAACCAUCGAGAUGACCACAGUGAAGAACUUGACCCACAGAAAUACCAUGACCUGGCCAAGCUGAAGGUGGCAAUAAAAUAUCACCAGAAAGAGUUUGUUGCCCAGCCCAACUGCCAACAGUUGCUUGCCACCCUGUGGUACGAUGGCUUCCCUGGAUGGCGACGAAAACACUGGGUAGUCAAGCUUCUAACUUGUAUGACCAUCGGGUUCCUGUUUCCUAUGUUGUCAAUAGCCUAUCUGAUCUCACCCAGAAGCAACCUUGGGUUGUUCAUCAAGAAACCGUUUAUCAAGUUCAUCUGCCACACAGCAUCCUACCUGACCUUCCUCUUUAUGCUUCUCCUGGCUUCUCAACAUAUCGUCAGGACAGACCUCCAUGUCCAGGGACCUCCACCAACUGUUGUGGAAUGGAUGAUAUUACCUUGGGUUCUAGGUUUCAUUUGGGGGGAGAUUAAGGAAAUGUGGGAUGGUGGAUUCACUGAAUACAUCCAUGAUUGGUGGAACUUAAUGGAUUUUGCAAUGAACUCCCUCUACCUGGCAACUAUUUCCUUGAAGAUUGUGGCCUAUGUCAAGUAUAAUGGUUCCCGUCCAAGGGAGGAAUGGGAAAUGUGGCACCCAACCCUCAUCGCAGAGGCGCUCUUCGCAAUAUCCAACAUUUUAAGUUCCUUGCGUCUCAUAUCCUUGUUCACAGCCAAUUCCCAUUUAGGGCCUCUGCAGAUCUCUUUGGGACGCAUGCUGCUUGAUAUACUCAAAUUCCUCUUUAUCUACUGCCUGGUACUGCUAGCUUUUGCCAAUGGACUGAACCAGCUUUAUUUUUACUAUGAGACCAGAGCUAUUGAUGAACCUAACAACUGCAAGGGGAUCCGGUGUGAGAAACAGAACAACGCUUUCUCCACGCUAUUUGAAACUCUCCAGUCACUCUUCUGGUCUGUAUUUGGCCUUUUAAAUCUCUAUGUCACCAAUGUGAAGGCCAGACACGAGUUCACCGAGUUUGUGGGAGCUACUAUGUUUGGGACAUACAACGUCAUCUCCUUGGUGGUGCUGCUGAACAUGCUCAUUGCCAUGAUGAACAAUUCCUACCAGCUUAUUGCCGACCAUGCUGAUAUUGAGUGGAAGUUUGCAAGAACAAAGCUCUGGAUGAGUUACUUUGAUGAAGGUGGAACCUUGCCACCUCCUUUCAACAUCAUCCCCAGCCCCAAAUCAUUUCUCUAUCUUGGCAACUGGUUCAACAACACCUUCUGCCCCAAAAGAGACCCUGAUGGAAGACGAAGAAGGCACAACUUGAGAAGCUUCACAGAACGCCAUGCUGAUAGUCUGAUACAAAAUCAACAUUAUCAGGAAGUUAUCAGGAAUUUAGUCAAAAGAUAUGUGGCUGCAAUGAUAAGAAAUUCCAAAACAAAUGAGGGGCUAACAGAAGAAAAUUUUAAGGAAUUAAAGCAGGACAUCUCCAGCUUUCGAUACGAAGUGCUUGACCUCUUAGGAAAUAGAAAACACCCAAGGAGAAGCUUUUCCACUAGCAGUGCUGAACUUUCUCAGAGAGAUGAUACCAAUGACGGCAGUGGUGGGGCUCGGGCCAAAUCCAAGAGUGUCUCUUUCAAUUUAGGCUGCAAGAAAAAGACCUGCCAUGGGCCACCUCUCGUCAGAACCAUGCCAAGAGCCAGUAGUGCCCAAGGGAAGUCAAAAGCUGAGUCAUCGAGCAAACGCUCCUUCAUGGGACCCUCUCUCAAGAAACUGGGUCUCCUAUUCUCCAAGUUUAACGGUCAAAUGUCUGAACCCAGGUCAGAGCCAAUGUACACAAUCUCUGACGGAAUCGUGCAGCAGCAUUAUAUGUGGCAGGACAUCAGAUAUUCUCAGAUGGAGAAAGGGAAAGCAGAGGCCUGUUCUCAAAGUGAAAUUAACCUCAGUGAGGUAGAAUUAGGUGAAGUCCGGGGCGCUUCUCAGAGCAGUGAAUGCCCUCUAGCCUGUUCCAGCUCUCUUCACUGUGCAUCCAGCAUCUGUUCCUCAAAUUCUAAACUUUUAGACUCCUCAGAGGAUGUAUUUGAAACUUGGGGAGAGGCUUGUGACUUGCUCAUGCACAAAUGGGGCGAUGGACAGGAAGAACAAGUUACAACUCGGCUCUAAGUCAAAUCCCCAUCAUCUGUUCUGGAAUUCAAGAGAAAAUUUGUAAUUUACUUGUUCUCAGAGGUGUCCCCAAAUAUGAUUCCCUCACUGCCCCCACCCCAAGAAAAGUGAACCUAUUAUUUUCACUCUUUUCUAGCCAUAUUCUCCAUGUUCUGUUUUACUGUUAUUACUAUGAUUUGCCUUUUUAUACCUACAAACACUGAAUCCAUCUCACAACCAACUGAAGGGGUGUUGCCCCUAAUCAGCAGAGGUGCAGUCGGGUGCUUAACCCCUUUGCUUUGCUUUGCUUUGCUUUGCUUUGCCUACCCUUGUUUCCCUGAAACUCCAGGUGCCACUUUGCUACUGUACCUGGCACACAGAUUCUUGACCUUCCUCAGGAUCUCACAGCAUCUCCCCACAAGGCUGAAGGAUAUGGUCAGCAGUCCCCAGCAGCUAUCAAAGAAGGCAAAUCAAUAUGCCUGUCUUUGUUGCCCUUCAGCGCUACACGCUGCCCAUGUUGGUUCAAUGAACAGCAUUCAAGGGAGACUAAACAGACUCCAAAGAAUUGUCAGCUUGUGGAUUUUAGAUAGAAUUGGCCUUUUUGUUUUGUUUUUUAGAUAGAAUUGGCCUUUUGUUUUGUUUUUAAACACUGUAACUUCUAAUUGGUGGGCUGUUGAGGUUUUGUUUCUUAAAUAUGUGUGUUUCUUAAUGUGUGCCAAUAAGAUAUUUACCCUAUAGUAUAUGUCAUAUCUAGUAAGUUAGCUGAAUUCCUUUCCUGUGUUGUGUAUUUCCGUUAAUAUACUAUAUUUUAAAUUUUGAGAGUAUCAAAGUUAGCAUUUAGGCUGUGAACUUUUCUUUUUAAAUCUUCUACUGUACUUUAAGCUAAUAGUUGCUAAUUUCAUAUACUGGCAAGAAAAAUAAUUAGUCAGUACAUUUAUAGGGUCCUGUCUACUAUGGAUAGUUUUAAUCAUCAUGGUUAUCAAGGCAUUUCUAAGAU